Cyprinodon tularosa is the source of this 3655-nucleotide messenger RNA. RefSeq names its product myosin binding protein Cb (gene mybpc2b). Gene Ontology annotation, molecular function: protein binding. Bases 255 to 3641 code for a protein of 1128 amino acids. Lineage: Eukaryota; Metazoa; Chordata; Actinopteri; Cyprinodontiformes; Cyprinodontidae. The record is from RefSeq and is a predicted model, not a curated record. The transcript has 31 exons.
UUUGUGGUUCUGUCAGUCUGCGACAUCCUUUUCACAACUACCUCUCCACAUUGUCUCAUGCUCCCACUCUGAGUGCUUCUCGUCUUGAACUCUACAAGGGCGUCAUCAGUCUCUGCAGACCUCGUUGCUCACAGAAGGGUGUGGGGUACUUGAGUUCCAGAGAAGCUUUGAAUAACAAAGAGGGGAGAAAUAAAAGGAAUAAGUCCAACAAGCUCUCAGUCAUCCAGCAGGGAAGAGAAGACGCAGGAAUAACCAUGCCUGAGCCAGUCCCUGAAGCUAAGCCAGCCGAGGACGCACCCCCAGCAGAUGGAGGUUCAGAAGCUGAUGAUGAUGCUGAGAAAAACGCUGCGGGGCAGGAGAAUCAAUCAACUACACUCACUGGGCUUUUUGUGGAGAAGCCGGCAGAGAAUGUGGUUGCUGUUGCAGGAUCGGAUGUGACCUUCGUAGCCAAGGUGGACUCAAGUUCCCUGAUGAGAAAACCCACUAUGAAAUGGCUGAAGGGAAAGUGGUUGGACCUUGGCAGCAAGGCUGGCAAACACUUGCAAUUCAAAGAGACAUAUGACAGAAACACCAAGAUCUACACAUAUGAAAUGAAGAUUGUCAAAGUGGUGGCUGGAGAUGCUGGAGGCUAUAGGUGUGAGGUGACAUCUAAAGACAAGUGUGACAGCUCCACCUUUGAGAUCACUGUGGAGGCUGCACAUCAGGAGGACCAAGCAGAUAUUUUGUCUGCGUUCAAAAGAGCUGAUGCUGGAGAGGAUGAGGGAGACCUGGAUUUCAGUGCCCUACUGAAAGCUGCUAAAAAGAAGAAGAGGGCUGAGAAAACGGAGCCGGAGAUUGAUGUGUGGGAGUUGCUUAAAAGUGCCCAUCCAAGCGAAUACGAGAAAAUCGCCUUUCAGUAUGGCAUCACUGACUUGAGAGGCAUGCUGAAGCGUCUAAAAAAGAUGAAAGAAGUGCAGAAGCCUAGUGAGGCUUUCCUGAAGAGGCUUGAGUCUUGUUACUCCGUGGAAAAGGGCAAGAAAAUCGUCAUGUCGUGUGAGGUUCUUGAUCCUAAUGUCCAGGUCAAAUGGUUGAAGAAUGGCCAGGAGAUCAAGCCAUCAGCCAAGUAUGUCAUGGAGGCCGUUGGUAACGUCCGAACUCUCACCAUCAAUAAGUCAAAUCUGUCUGAUGAUGCUGCAUAUGAGUGUGUGGUUGGAGACGACAAGUGUUCCACUGAGGUGUAUGUCAAAGAGCCCCCCAUCACCAUCACCAAGCUUAUGGAUGACUAUCACGUAGUUGUGGGAGAAAGAGUGGAGUUUGAGAUUGAAGUGUCUGAGGAGGGAGCUCAUGUCAUGUGGUUCUUUGAGGACCAGGAGCUUAUUAAAGACAAAGAGUCAACAAAAUAUCGAUUCAAGAAGGAUGGGAAAAAGCACACACUUAUCAUCCAGGAGGCCACUCUGGAUGAUGCUGGAAUGUACCAUGCCUGGACAAACGGAGGGCACACCAAAGGAGAGCUGGAAGUGGAAGAAAAGGAGCUUGAGGUCCUGCAGGACAUUGCUGACCUGACAGUCAGAGCUACAGACCAGGCCAUGUUCAAGUGUGAAGUGUCCGAUGACAAGGUCACAGGGAAGUGGUUCAAAGAUGGAGUGGAGGUGUUGCCAAGUGAGCGCAUAAAGAUGACUCACGUCGGAAGGUUUCACCGGCUGAUUAUUGAAGAUGUGAAGCCAGAGGACGCAGGAGACUACACAUUUGUUCCUGAUGGAUACGCUCUAUCACUGUCUGCUAAACUAAACUUUCUGGAAAUUAAGAUUGACUAUGUACCAAGGCAAGAUCCACCUAAGAUCCACCUGGACACAACAGGAAACAUGGUGUCUCAGAAUACCAUUAUUGUGGUGGCAGGCAACAAGCUUCGCCUGGAUGUGGAGAUCACAGGAGAGCCCGCACCCACUGUGGUUUGGUCCAAAGGAGAGGAGGCAAUCACAGCAACUGAAGGACGGGUAAGGGUGGAGUCCAGGAAAGACCUCAGUUGCUUUGUCAUUGAGGGUGCUGAGAGAGCUGAUGAGGGCAACUACAACAUCUGUGUAACAAACCCUGCAGGGGAAGACAAGGCAAUGAUAUUUGUUAAAAUUGUGGAUGUCCCUGAUCCCCCAGAGAAUGUAAAAUGCACCGCAGUCGGUGAGGACUGUGCCACCAUUGUUUGGGAGCCUCCUAAAUUUGACGGUGGUGUACCAAUCAAAGGUUAUCUCAUGGAAAGAAAGAAGAAAGGCUCCUCCAGAUGGACAAAGCUCAACUUCGACGUCUACGAAUCUACUACAUACGAGGCCAAAAGGAUGAUUGAAGGAGUCCUGUAUGAAAUGAGAGUGUUUGCUGUCAACAGCAUUGGCUUGUCUCAGCCAAGUCUCAACUCCAAACCCUUCAUGCCCAUUGCCCCAACCAGCGAGCCGACACGUUUGACGGUCCAUGAUGUGACAGACAGUACAUGCAGCUUGAGGUGGCUCGCCCCAGAAAAGAUUGGAGCUGGUGGUCUGGAUGGUUAUGUUAUUGAGUAUUGCAAAGAGGGAGCCACUGAAUGGGUAGCUGCAAACACAGAUCUGUGUGAGAAGCAGGGAUUUGUGGUGCGUGGCCUUCCAGUGGGAGAGAAGAUCAAUUUUAGGGUGGUGGCAGUAAACAUUGCUGGUCGCAGUCCGCCUGCUACACUGUCACAACCUGUUACCAUCCGUGAGGUUGUUGAACAUCCAAAGAUCCGCCUUCCGCGUGAGCUGAGGACAAAAUACAUCCGAAAAGUUGGUGAAAAGAUCAACCUGACCAUCCCAUUCCAGGGUAAACCCCAUCCUGUGGCAGCUUGGUUCAAGGAUGGCCAGCCAGUUGAUCCCAAGAUGGUCAACGUUCGUAACACGAAUGUAGACAGCAUCCUCUUCAUACGCUCGGCAGAAAGAGAGCACUCUGGAACAUACGAGCUGGUUCUGAAGAUUGAGAAUAUGGAGGACAGAGCCUCCAUCAACAUCAGGAUUAUUGAAAAGCCUGGGCCUCCAUUGAAUGUGAGGGUAACAGAUGUCUGGGGGUUCAAUGCUGCACUGGAGUGGGAGCCCCCCAAAGAUGAUGGCAACACUGAGAUCACUGGAUACACCAUCCAGAAAGCCGACAUGAAGACUAAGGAAUGGUUCACCGUUUAUGAACAUAACAGACGGACAAACUGCACAGUCUCCGAUCUGAUUAUGGGUAAUGAGUACAUGUUCCGAGUCUACAGUGAAAACCUCUGCGGCCUGAGCGAGGAGCCGCGGUUUAGCAAGAACACGGCUGUCAUUCCUAAGACAGGCCUUGAGCUCAAACAACCUUCCUAUAAGGAGAAAGACAUGGCUUGUGCACCGAAAUUUACCCAGCCCCUAGUGGACAGAUCUGUUGUAGCGGGAUACAGCACUGCAAUCAGCUGUGCUGUGAGAGGCUUUCCCAAGCCUAAGAUUGUGUGGAUGAAGAACAGAAUGAUCAUUGGGGAGGAUCCCAAGUUUCUGAUGCAAAACAACCAAGGAGUGCUGACACUCAACAUCCGCAAGCCAGGCACUUUCGACGCAGGCAAAUACUCCUGCAUGGCGGUCAAUGACCUGGGUCAGGAUGAAGUGGAGUGCAAGUUGGAUGUCAGAGUUGCCAUAGAUCCAGACAAAAAAUGAAGAGCCAAAGAACA